AUGAAUAUUUCCUUCCAGCGAACUACUGAAAUUCUGGUUGGGUAUCCAAUAGAGAAGCAUGCAGCGAAAUUAUACACUCCUAGUGUAUUCAAACUGUUUAAGAUUGAGCUACGGAAGUCAGCGUCAUAUGUAUUAGAAAGAAAUAAUGGCAAUGAGGAGUUUGAAGUCAUGCAUGUUGAUGCAGUUAGCAGGGACUCUUGGUGCAAAGUGAGAUACAGAAUUGAAGUAAACCACAGUGUUGGAUCUUACAAGUGUGAAUGUGGUUUAUUUGAACAUUUCGGGCUGAUGAUUAACAAAGGGAUAACCUCUAUUCCUGACUUCCAUAUUAUGAAGAGAUGGACAAAGUUUGCAAGAGAAGGAUUUUUUGGAUUAAGUCAUAGGCCAUCAAAUGUGGAUAUGAAGGCAAUUUCUCGAACGGUGAGGCAUAAGAGGCUAUACAUGUCAAGCUUGGAUUUAGUUAGCAAUGGACAGUAUGAUGGCACCACAACUGAUAUUGCAAUGAAAGCUAUUGAAAAGGCUAAUAAAUACAUCGCUGCAUACAAAUCAAAAAUCAGCACAACCUGCCAGGUUGGAUAUAAUACAUGCCCUGCAACCACAACUGGAGAUGCUCCUGAUAUUUCCGAGAGUGCUGAUUCCACUGAAUAUUCAUCCAAUGGACUAAAAAUCUAUGACAGGGCGAGAAAUUUUGGGAUAGAUGUUGGAUCAAUCAAAGCUCCAGCAAUAAAAAGGAAAGCAGGACGACCAUCAAAUCGAAGAUUGUUUUCGCAUUUUGACAGCAAUGUCCGCCGAAAAGAGAAGACGUCAGAGGGGUACCCGGCUGUCGAUACACCUGGUGGGCGAGCUGGAGUACAUCAAACCAGGUUCUGCAGCGCCUGCAAGUCUGCGGACCAUGAUAUUAGGACGUGUCCGACAGUUGACAGACCGGAAGGAAAAAUAGUUCUAGCAUUAUAA
Lolium rigidum is the source of this 951-nucleotide messenger RNA. RefSeq lists its product as uncharacterized. Lineage: Eukaryota; Viridiplantae; Streptophyta; Magnoliopsida; Poales; Poaceae. The record is from RefSeq and is a predicted model, not a curated record. The transcript has 2 exons. The coding region runs from base 1 to 951 and encodes 316 amino acids. Gene Ontology annotation, biological process: regulation of DNA-templated transcription.